This is a messenger RNA of Hemicordylus capensis (graceful crag lizard), 3449 nucleotides long. It is a transcript of the gene RXFP1, whose product is annotated as relaxin family peptide receptor 1. The transcript has 18 exons. Gene Ontology annotation, biological process: G protein-coupled receptor signaling pathway. Gene Ontology annotation, cellular component: membrane. The record is from RefSeq and is a predicted model, not a curated record. Bases 212 to 2506 code for a protein of 764 amino acids. NCBI's taxonomy places the organism in Eukaryota, Metazoa, Chordata, Lepidosauria, Squamata, Cordylidae. Gene Ontology annotation, molecular function: protein binding; G protein-coupled receptor activity.
ACUCCCUCCUUUUUUGCCGGAUCAUGUGUGCCUGUGCCUCUGUUCACAGUGAGUGAGUGAAUGAAUGAGAGUGCAAAAGAGAAUGAGAAGAAUAAAGGAAUGGAAAAGAAGCUUUCUGUACACUCUCUAACCAAAAAUAGGAACUGUUGAGGUUUUUUGUGAAAUCUCGUGGACAACAUUCAUUUCUUCAUUGUAUUACUGCAAGAUAAAGAUGGCAUCUAGGUCCUUCUUCUGCAUAUUUUUAGCUAUUGGAGCAAAUGCUCCGUAUGCUACUUCAAGAACUCAUGAUUUUGGAUUUGGUCUCCCAUGUGCACUUGGCUAUUUCCCUUGUGGGAACAUCACCAAGUGUCUGCCUCAGGCUCUGCACUGCAAUGGGAUUGAUGACUGUGGGAAUCAAGCAGAUGAAGACAACUGUGGUGACAACAAUGGAUGGUCUGAGCAGCUAGAUAAAUAUUAUGCCCUGUACCAUGAAACAUUUUCCCGAUCUGUCUUUGAGGUGGAAACCUAUGAGUGCUUGCUUGAUUCUGUACCAGCCGAAUGCUUGUGCCAUGGGCUAGAGCUGGUCUGUGAUGAUGCCAAUUUACACAAUGUCCCUUCAGUCUCUUCAGAUGUAACUAUGAUGUCCCUAAAAUGGAAUCUGCUGAGGAGUCUUGUUGCCGAUGGUUUCAAAAAAUAUCAGGAUCUUAAAAACCUAUAUCUUCAAAAUAAUAAAAUCAGCACUGUGUCACUACAUGCUUUCAGAGGACUCUACAAUCUAACAAAGCUAUAUCUGAGUCACAACAACAUAACUUUUCUGGAAACCCAUGUCUUUGAAGAUCUACAUAAACUUGAAUGGCUCAUAAUUAACGACAAUAAGAUCAAAAGCAUUUCUCCACUAACCUUUUAUGGGCUCAAAUCACUUAUUCUCCUUGUUCUAAUGAAUAAUUCUCUUACUCAUCUGCCUGAUAAACAUCUUUGUCAACAUAUGCCAAGGCUAAACUGGCUAGACUUUGAAGGCAAUCAGAUCCAUGAUUUAAGAAAUGGCAGUUUCAUCACUUGUAGACAUUUAACAGUCCUUGUUUUGAGAAGAAACAACAUCAGCUCUCUAAAGGAAAAUAGUUUCUCCACUCUUCAGAGAUUAGUUGAACUGGACUUGGCUAGCAACAAGAUUGAAUCGUUUCCUGCAUACGUAUUUAAGGAUCUGAAGGAACUUUCACAACUGAAUCUUUCAUACAAUCCAAUCCAGAAAAUACAUGCAGAUCAGUUCGACUAUCUUAUCAAACUCAACUCACUAAGCCUAGAUGGCAUUGAAAUUACAAAUAUCCAAAGAAGAAUGUUCAUCCCACUUCGAAAUCUCUCCCAUAUAUACUUUAAGAAGUUUCAGUAUUGUGGCUACGCCCCUCAUGUACGCUGCUGCAAACCCAAUACUGAUGGAAUCUCCUCUUUUGAGAACCUGUUAGCCAGCAUUAUACAAAGAGUAUUUGUUUGGGUUGUGUCUGCUGUCACUUGCUUUGGAAACAUAUUUGUCAUCUGCACGCGGCCUUACAUUCAGUCAGAGAACAAACUACAUGCCCUCUCGAUAAUGUCUCUCUGCUGUGCAGACUGCCUCAUGGGUAUAUACUUAUUUGUGAUUGGAGUCUUUGACCUGAAGUACCGAGGGGAGUACAAUAAGCAUGCUCGGCUAUGGAUAGAAAGUGUCCACUGCCAGCUAGUGGGGUCUUUGGCCAUUUUGUCCACCGAAGUGUCAGUUUUAUUAUUAACCUACUUGACUUUGGAAAAAUACAUCUGCAUAGUUUACCCUUUUAGAUUCAUGAGGCCAGGAAAAUACAAGACGAUUUCAAUUUUGGGUCUCAUCUGGAUUAUUGGCUUUGUGGUUGCUUUUACUCCACUGAUAAAUAAGGACUUUUUCCAAAACUACUAUGGCACUAAUGGCGUCUGUUUCCCUCUUCACUCUGAGCAGUCUGAAAAUACUGGAGCUCAGAUUUAUUCUGUUGUAAUAUUUCUAGGUGUUAACUUGGUGGCGUUCAUCAUCAUAGUAUUCUCCUAUGGAAGUAUGUUUUAUAGUGUUCAUAAGACAGCUAUUACUGCAAUGGAAAUCCAGAAUCAUGUGAAGAAAGAGAUGACCCUUGCCAAACGCUUCUUCUUCAUUGUAUUCACUGAUGCACUGUGUUGGAUACCCAUAUUUAUACUAAAAUUGCUUUCCUUACUUCAAGUAGAAAUCCCAGGUUCCAUAACUUCAUGGGUAGUUAUUUUUAUAUUACCAAUAAACAGUGCCUUGAACCCAAUUCUCUACACAUUAACCACUAGGCCUUUCAAAGAAAUGAUUAAUCAGGCCUGGCACAACUACAAGCAAAGAAGAUCCCCAGGAAGCAAAAGCAGCCAGAAAAUGUGUGGUCCAUCAUUUAUCUGGGUAGAGAUGUGGCCUAUUGAAGACAUCUCAUCUGAAUUAACAAAAUCUGCCCCUUACAGAGACUCUUUGGAGGGAUCAGUGAAUACACUGUCAGCAAGACUGGAUUUGCACACAUGAAGAUGGCUCAGAGCAAAACAUGUACAUUAAGAAUUUCAUAUACAUCAUCAUUGUUCUGGAGUUAUUGCCACAUAUGCAGUAAAGCAACAGACACCUUCAGCCAAGCUGUCAAAUCAACUCAAAGCAGAACAGAAGUGACCACCAUACACAUCUAUUAACAGAGUUUGGGAGCAUGAUCCAUAAAGGGAGGAAAUGAAAAGAAAAACUGCAUAUGUUGGUGAUUUUUCCAGGGAAUAUGAGAUCAAAGAAAUCAAAGUGGCCAAAGCCUAAAGAUUGCAUUGGGUUGCAACUAUAUCCAAAGAAUGUGAAUCCUGACUAGUAAGUACCACUGAAACCAACAGAGACAACUUAAACUAGUCACAUCUAAGUCUCAUUAAUUUCACUGAGACUAAAUCAAGAUUCACUUUCUUUAGAUACAUAUUUUUUAAUUUCUUCACACACAAAAAUUAAUUUGCAAAGCUAGAGUAAUAGGAUAAUGGAGUGUCUAAGUGACAAGUGUUAUUCCCAAAUCACAGGCAGUUUUUGUGACUAAGAUGCUAUUACUGUACUAAUAGAAAAGCUAAAAUGAUUUGAAUAAGAGAGUAUAAAAAGAACAGACCUAUUUCAGCUUUAGGGGGACUAGAAACAAAGUCCCUUAAAGCACUUUUUUCAUAUGGGAAGAUAAUAGUUUCCUAUUUUAAUUCAGGUUGGAGGAUGAAGGACAGGCAGCCAGCUGUCAAGGAUCUUUUUGAUUUGCAAAAGGUUUUAUAAGAUACAGUAUUUGUACUUGACUUCUUAAGGAAUGUAAGAAGAAUAGGAGGCGUGAUUUGCACUUUGUUUAUACAGAUUUUUGGAAUAUCUUGAACUCAAGAUUAUUUUAAAAAAACCAGUUGUUUUGGUAUUCAGUUUCUACCAGUAUGUAUAGAUGUUGUUUUUGUAAAUAAAAUAUGGGCUGUUAAGUCAU